Molecule: messenger RNA, 1119 nt
Organism: Papilio xuthus (Asian swallowtail)
Lineage: Eukaryota; Metazoa; Arthropoda; Insecta; Lepidoptera; Papilionidae
Source: RefSeq, a predicted model, not a curated record
AAUGUCAAACUUGAACAUCAACCUGUCAAACUUUGUUAUUUAAGUUUUCAGGUUGUAGGGUUGUGGGUUGAAAAAUUCGUUUUAUUUAUAUGUUACAUUGAUUAUCUUAACACGGAAAUACAUUUAAGGGAAUCAAAAUCAUUUCGCAAAUAUAAACAUUAAAAUGACAAGUUCUGGAAAAGGCACUUUCCAACCGGACUCCGAUGUUCAUAUAUCAUUUGAAGAUCAGCAGAAAAUCAAUAAAUUUGCACGACUUAAUGCUAAAGUUGAUGAUAUAAAACAAGAACUCAAAACGAAGCAAAAUGAUUUGAAAAAUCUAGAUGAGGCAGUGGAGGAACUAGGUCUGGCUGACGACACGGAAAAAAUUCCAUACCUUAUUGGCGAGGUAUUCGUAUGCCAGAGCUUGGAGGAUACCUUAAAAUCAUUGGAAGUAACAAAAUCUAAGAAAGAAGAUGAAAUAAAAGAGUUGGAUGAAAAAUAUGCAGAGCUGAAGGCACAGAUGGGAGAGUUGAAAGUUCACUUGUAUGGGAAAUUUGGAAGUCACAUCAAUUUGGAAAAUGAAGAGGACUAGACACUGCAAAAAUAUUUUUAGCCUCAAUGUUAAUUUUCUACAAUCAAGGUUAACUUUCUAUUAACAAAUUAAUUUAAUUGAUUUAUGAAAUAUCUGAAUCUGAAUAUUUCAAUUUCGCUAAAUAUGGCUUUUGUUAAAAAUUGUGAGAAAUAAAAGCCUGUUUGUAAUAUAAACUAUAUAUUUAUCACAUAAGCAGGAACAGUAAACAAUUAACCAAGCUAAAUAAUAAAAUUUCUAACUUAUACACAUAAAUACUGUUUCAUUAUAUACACAAAGACAUUGAAUAGAAUAACAAAGAAAUAUAAAUGAAAUCUAAUACUCUGUCAGUAUUAAAAAAAUACAACAAAUUUUAAUUAAACCAUUGAUGCAUGAUGAACACUUGAAUUUUAGCUUGUGAAUUAUCCAUACUACAAAAAUACAUUUACCGACACAUUUGAUUACAAAUGGCUUGUCCAAAUCAGAACAUUGAUAAAAUCUUUGUAAAAAGUAAUUAAGAAAAUGUUUUAUGAUAAUUUUUGCAACAAUACAAAAGUACAUUACCACCCGAC